AUGGCGGUCACAUUCUGCAAAAUCCGCCAUACCUCUCGCCCACAGCUUCUACAAAACGGUACCUUCACCUUUGUGGCAGCAUCAAUGUACUUCUCCCUCAACAUGCCCAUCCACACACAUAUCACUGUGGAAGCCCAGUUUCUCUACAGGAUUCUGCCAACAGAAUCUUUGGAUCAGUUCCAUCCUCCUCCUCCCAAAAAAGCCAGUGUUAAAGACUCCAACCUUAAACAUGAAGACACAGAAUUUGUAGACCUUCUUAAACUGAUAGACUGGCCUUCACCUCCAUCUUCCAUCACCAACUUCAGUCUUUCCACCAACCCCAAGGAGUGUCGGUACGAGCUGCUCAGUCCACGUUCCAUAUACCGCGUGGGGGAAACAUUAGAGGUUCUUAUAACGGCCGAAGAUCACUAUGGAAAUGUCAAGUCCUAUGGUGGGGACUUCUUCCAAGCCAAGCUGCAUUCCCGAAAGAUUAAAGCUGGGGUCACAGGACGUGUAACGGAUCUUAACAAUGGCACCUAUUUGGCAACGUUUCUUCUUCCAUGGGAAGGGGAGGCCCAGGUGAACAUCAGGCUCAUUCACUCAAGUGAGGCUGUGUCUGUCCUUAAGGACAAAAGAGAGAGUCGCCCAGAUAAGGUGUAUUUUAAUGGGUAUUUCCAUUUAAAUGGGAGCAGUGAGGUAACAGAAUGUAACAUUGUAGUCCAAGGAGGAGACGUGUGUAACUACAGUGAUCCUGUGACUGGGGACACCUGGCAGUGCUUGACACCCCCAAAGAUGCCUUGCCACUCAUUGGUCUAUCACUCCAUGGGCAGGUACCGCAGAGUGACCAACUCAUUGGAGGAUGCUUUACUCAGAAGUUGGUAUAAGCAGCAGAGCCUCUUGUAUGUUCUUUUGUCUUGUCAUUGGGUUUCCUUCUCCUCUUCCACCCACCUCCCUUACACUAACAGCACUUCCUGGCAUUCUCUGUCUCUCUCUCCUCCCCUACUUAUAUUAUCCUCCCCCCAGUACCACCUAUCUUUUCUAGGCCUCACAUCCAGGCUUCAGGUCUGUUCUCCUGGUCAGGAACCCAGCCAGCCAUCUGGCUUUUAUUACAAUGACACUUGGACAUCGUUGGUCUGUCUGGGAAGACAUUUUCCCAGCCCACCGGAUGUUCGUGCCUGCCUUAAUGGGAAGGACAUACACAUGUUUGGGGAUUCUACUCUACGCCAGUGGUUUGAGUAUCUGGAGAGAUUCAUACCAACCCUGAAAAGAAUUGAUCUGCAUGUAAAUUACCAGUCUGGCCCGUUGCUGGCGGUGGAUCCAGAUGCCGGUCUGGUAAUGAGAUGGCGGGCCCAUGGACUCCCUUUGCGCACCACCAAGACUAUGCUCUCUAACCUGCACUAUGAGGCAGCCCACCUGUAUGGGAUUGGUGGGGGGCCACAAACCGUAGUGGUCUUUACCCUCUGGGCCCACUUCACCACCUUCCCAAUUAGCGUCUACAUACAGAGGGUGUCAAGGUUACGGAGGGCGAUUUCCUCUCUGCUCUUCCGGAGCCCUGAGACCACUGUGCUGAUUAAGUCGGCUAACACCGGCUACAAAUCCAUUUAUGGCAGUGACUGGCUCUCCCUUCAGCUGGACUUGUUACUCAGAGCUAUGUUCAAGGGGAUGGCAGUCACUAUCCUGGAUGUUUGGGACAUGACCUCCUGCCAUUACCUGCCUGAUAAUAUCCACCCAGGAGCUCCAGUUAUCAGGAAUGAAGUGGACCUCAUGUUGUCCUAUAUCUGCCCCAGAUGA
Xenopus tropicalis (tropical clawed frog) is the source of this 1770-nucleotide messenger RNA. Its product is annotated as NXPE family member 3. The coding region runs from base 1 to 1770 and encodes 589 amino acids. The record is from RefSeq and is a predicted model, not a curated record. NCBI's taxonomy places the organism in Eukaryota, Metazoa, Chordata, Amphibia, Anura, Pipidae. The transcript has 5 exons.